CUGUCAAAAUUUAGCGUAGAGCGUUGUCGGGACCCCCCAUGCAGGCCCUCAAACAUGGAAUCUCUCCACGCCUUGGCAAACUUCACCCACGCCACGUGUGCUGUCGUCAGCCGAAAUGUCACGUCAGACAACGCUACCGUCACAGUGUCCAGCUUCAGCCCCCUGACGUGCGGGCUGUACGGGCUGCACCCGGCAUCGCGGCCCGUCAUCGUCAUCGUUCUCGUCUGCUACAUCCUGCUGUCUGUCCUGGGGAACGGCUGCUUGGUCAGCGUCAUCGCUACCAGGGAGUCCAUGCAGGAGCCCGGUAACUACUUCCUGGCGGCCCUGGCUGUGACCGACAUGUUCAGCUGCCUCCUGUACGCGCCGCUCAGCAUCCACAACACGGCACAGGGCAGCUUCACCAACGGCGGGCUGUGCAAGGUGCAGACGUUCUUCGGCGCAGUGGCCGUCCUGCUGUCCCACUCCCUGCUGAUGUGCCAGUGGGUGUGCCGCUACACCCACAUCGUCUGCCCGCUGGAGUACGAGAAAAAGCUGGCCCGUCCGCGGGUAGCUGCGGCCAUGGCCGGCUGUUUCGUCUUCGCCGUUUUACCACCAGUUGUUGGAGUACUGCGGACUGGGACGGUGGAGGUGGUGACCUACCAGGGCGCAGUACACACCGAGGUCUCCCCAACCACCGUCUACCCGUGCCUGCCCGGCGGGGCCGAGGGUUCUCUCAUCGGCACGUUCUGUCUAGUCAUGAUGAUCAUCAGCAGCAUCUUUGCUACUCUCAUCUACAGACAAGCGCAGCAACACAGGGAAAACUUGGAGGAUCGCUCCCCCAAUCCAGCUGGCAACGAGGUCUUUGAAAACAAGCUACGGGCAGCAAAGACGUUGAGUAUUGUCCUACUGAUGUACUGGAUGACUUGGUUUCCGUCUCUUGUUCUGUACUUCCUUUCGAAGGUGGAAGCCAUGUCCACGAUAAGCGUGGCCCUGGACGUCUUCCAGCUUGUCGUCUUGACUAACACGUUCAUCGACGCCCUGAUCUACGGGUUCCGCUACGCCAUCUACCGACAGGCAUCGGUACUGAUGCUCCGUGAUAUGAGAAACGCUGUCAGGGAUAUGAUCCUGGAUUACAUCGAAAUUAUUAUGGAGUGA
Messenger RNA from Branchiostoma belcheri (Belcher's lancelet), 1134 nucleotides. Its product is annotated as trace amine-associated receptor 13c-like. NCBI's taxonomy places the organism in Eukaryota, Metazoa, Chordata, Leptocardii, Amphioxiformes, Branchiostomatidae. The record is from RefSeq and is a predicted model, not a curated record. Gene Ontology annotation, molecular function: G protein-coupled receptor activity. Bases 55 to 1134 code for a protein of 359 amino acids. Gene Ontology annotation, biological process: G protein-coupled receptor signaling pathway. The transcript has 4 exons. Gene Ontology annotation, cellular component: membrane.